Messenger RNA from Gossypium raimondii (Peruvian cotton), 1777 nucleotides. RefSeq names its product cyclin-A1-1. Gene Ontology annotation, biological process: regulation of cyclin-dependent protein serine/threonine kinase activity; mitotic cell cycle phase transition. Gene Ontology annotation, molecular function: cyclin-dependent protein serine/threonine kinase regulator activity. Gene Ontology annotation, cellular component: cytoplasm; nucleus; cyclin-dependent protein kinase holoenzyme complex. The transcript is spliced from 11 exons. The record is from RefSeq and is a predicted model, not a curated record. NCBI's taxonomy places the organism in Eukaryota, Viridiplantae, Streptophyta, Magnoliopsida, Malvales, Malvaceae. The coding region runs from base 83 to 1552 and encodes 489 amino acids.
GAACGGAAACAUUUUCGAAUAAAAACCGCGACCAAAUUUCUUCGCAACAGUCUCUCUUUCGGAUAAAAGAAAGCUGAGUAAAAUGUCGACGCAAAAGGGUAAUCGGCGAUCAUCCUUUUCUUCAUCGACGACUUCGUCUUUAGCCAAACGACAUGCAUCGUCAUCGGAGAAUGUGGGAAGAGUCAUAGCUUCUUUGGCUAAAAAGAGAGUCCCUCUUACUAACAUUACUAACCAAAAGCAGAGCUCAAGCUCAAAAAGCUCGGCUUUGGCCUCCUCUUUGGUACAAAGUUCAAACAAAAUCCAAAAGGCAAGGAAGACACAGUCUGUUACAAAUGUAGGUCUUUCAGGACAUGUUCUGCCUCCUAUAAAUGAAAGACGCAGUUCAGUUUUGCCUCCCAAGGUUGUUCCAUCUCUGCCAACAGGAAAUGAAGUGGUGUUGCCUCCUCCACCAGUACAGUGUAGCAUGGAGUUUUCUCCUAGUAAAUCAGAUGGACUAUCAUCAGUUUCCUUGGAUGAGACAAUGUCCACUUGUGAUUCUUUCAAAAGCCCUGAAGUUGAAUAUAUCGACAACCAUGAUGUUUCAGCUAUCGGUUCCAUUGAGCGAAAAACAUUCAGCAAUCUCUGUAUUUCGGACCAUGAUGUAGUAGCAACAGGAAGUAUUUGCAAUCGAGAUGCUGUGGCAGAGAAGGACGCCGAUGAUAUGGUAAUUGAUGUUGAUGACAAUUUCAUGGAUCCCCAGCUUUGUGCAACAUUUGCUUGUGAUAUUUACAAGCACCUACGGGCAUCCGAGGUGAAGAAAAGGCCUUCGACCAACUUCAUGGAGACGAUUCAGAAUGACAUAAAUUCCAGCAUGCGUUCAAUACUAAUUGAUUGGCUUGUAGAAGUGGCUGAAGAGUAUAGGCUUGUGCAGGAUACACUAUACUUGACGGUGAGCUACAUAGAUCGGUACCUCUCGGGGAAUACGAUGAACAGGCAGCGGCUACAGUUACUUGGUGUUGCCUGCAUGAUGAUUGCUUCCAAAUAUGAGGAGAUUUGUGCCCCUCAGGUGGAGGAAUUCUGCUACAUAACUGAUAAUACAUAUUUCAAGGAUGAGGUUCUAGAAAUGGAAUCAUCUGUUCUGAAUUACUUGAAGUUUGAAAUGACUGCCCCAACAGCUAAAUGUUUCUUAAGACGGUUUGUUCGUGCUGCUCAAGGGAUCAAUGAGGUUCCAUCAAUGCAAUUAGAGUGCAUGGCCAACUACAUUGCUGAACUGUCUCUCCUUGAGUACAAUAUGCUUUGCUACCCUCCAUCACUCAUUGCUGCAUCCGCAAUUUUCCUUGCUAAAUUUAUACUUCUUCCAUCAAAGAAACCUUGGAAUUCUACCUUGCAGCAUUACACACUGUAUAAGCCCUCCGAUCUAUUUGAGUGUGUUAAGGACCUUCAUAGACUAUGCUGUAACAACAACAAUUCUACUUUGCCUGCAAUCAGGGAGAAAUACAGUCAGCAUAAGUAUAAAUGUGUUGCAAAGAAGUAUUGCCCUCCUUCAAUACCUUCAGAUUUCUUCCACAACUGAAGAAGGCAUUGGACACCAUCAGCAACAGCACAACUGUUCCAAUUCUUUGUUGGAUAAACUUUUAAUGGGGUCGAGACCACCAAAUAUAAAUUUCUACGUUCUAACUUAAUUAAAUAGUAGUAUAAAGUAGUAGGUCGAUCCCAAAGGAAUUAGGAUUUCUAAUUUUCCUGUUUUUGUAAUCAAAUUUUUGAAAAAUAAAUAAAAAGGUGGGGUUUUAGUUGAUAA